Messenger RNA from Octodon degus (degu), 4764 nucleotides. It is a transcript of the gene Ube2h, whose product is annotated as ubiquitin conjugating enzyme E2 H. Gene Ontology annotation, cellular component: nucleus. NCBI's taxonomy places the organism in Eukaryota, Metazoa, Chordata, Mammalia, Rodentia, Octodontidae. The record is from RefSeq and is a predicted model, not a curated record. Gene Ontology annotation, biological process: protein polyubiquitination; ubiquitin-dependent protein catabolic process. The transcript has 7 exons. Gene Ontology annotation, molecular function: ubiquitin conjugating enzyme activity. The coding region runs from base 443 to 994 and encodes 183 amino acids.
GGCGCCCAAAGCGAGGCUAGGGUAGAGAAGCCGAUCGAGCAGGAGACGUCCGCUUGUGGUGGAGGCGGCUGGGAGCUGGCAAGAGGGUGAGCGGGCGAGAAGGCGAGCGAGAAGGCAGAACAGGCAGCAGGGAGCGUCGCGCCCCUUCGAGGAACGCCGGGUCGGGUAGCGGCAGACCUACAGCCUGAGAGAGCUGCCUGAGCUGGCCGCCGGGGGUCCCCACCCCCACCCAGCCGGUCGGUGCCCGGUGUUUCCCCGUGCGGGAGGCGGCGGCUGCGGCUGACUGGACCCGACGGGACCGCGGGCGUGUUGCCACCUCCGCCGAGGAGCCGGUGCGGCCGCGGGCCUCUCAGAGCCAGGGUGCGGGGCCCUGACAGACGGGCCGGAGAAGGGAGCGAGGCGGCGGCGCAGGCGACGGGGAGGCGGCGGCAGCAGCGACACCAUGUCAUCUCCCAGUCCGGGCAAGAGGCGGAUGGACACGGACGUGGUCAAGCUCAUUGAGAGUAAGCAUGAAGUUACAAUCCUGGGAGGACUCAAUGAAUUUGUAGUGAAGUUCUAUGGACCACAAGGAACACCAUAUGAAGGUGGAGUAUGGAAAGUUAGAGUGGAUCUCCCUGAUAAAUACCCUUUCAAAUCUCCAUCUAUAGGAUUCAUGAAUAAAAUUUUCCAUCCCAACAUUGAUGAAGCGUCUGGAACUGUGUGUCUAGAUGUGAUUAAUCAAACCUGGACAGCUCUCUAUGAUCUUACCAAUAUAUUUGAGUCCUUCUUGCCCCAGCUGUUGGCCUACCCUAACCCCAUAGAUCCUCUCAAUGGUGACGCAGCAGCUAUGUACCUCCACCGACCAGAAGAAUACAAGCAGAAAAUUAAAGAGUACAUCCAGAAGUAUGCAACAGAGGAGGCCCUGAAGGAGCAGGAAGAGGGUACUGGAGACAGUUCUUCAGAGAGUUCUAUGUCUGACUUUUCGGAAGAUGAAGCCCAGGACAUGGAGUUGUAGUAGAAAAAGCACCUGCUUUUCAGAAAGACUAUUAUUUCCUAACCAUGAGAAGCAGACUAUAAUAUUCAUAUUUAAACAAAGCAAUUUUUUUUAUUACUAAACAAGGUUUUUAUGAAUAAUAGCAUUGAUAUAUAUAUAUUAUAUAUCACCCUUUAGAUCUUGAUUUCUUGGUCAUUUCUCAACCUGAGGUGCAUAGCAUAUUCCCACAUUCCAUUUUGGUAGCAAUAUGCGGUCCGAAUGCAUGCAUUCAUAAGUCCAUCUGGCCAAGGCAUCCUGUGUGCUACUGAAUGUCACAUAGCCACUCUGAUAGGUAGAUAUGAGUAAAACUAACAGGAAAAGUUGCUUCUUUUGAUUGAUGGUUCCAAAGAAACAAACCAAACCAACCAGCUCUUGGAUGUGAAGAUAGAAUAGUGCUUUUUCAAAUUGGAAAGGAAAAAAUUGGGGAGGAAGAGGCCUGCUUUGGAAGCAUGUAGAGCCAGCCACGUACAAAGCAGCGGCCUUCCCGUGAGUCCUAGGUGGGCCCAUUGUGUGGAGUAUCAAUGUAAAGUAGGAAGCUAAUUGGAAAAUUGAGAAAACAUUUUUGACUGGAUUUAAGUACAUUUUUAUAUGUAGAUUCCUGCCCUUCACGCUACCAGACCUGCAGCCACCACAAUGUGCAUUGGAGAACCUCUUGGAAGUAUUUUUGGGACAACCUGAUUCUUUUUCUUGGGGUACAGCUUGUGAUCCAGACUUUUUUUUUUUUUUUUUCUUUGAGAGGACAGGAGGAGAAAAGUGACUGGAAGAUAUUUCCUCUCAUCAAAAACACACGCAAAGCCCCAUCCUAAUUCUAGUGUUGGGCCAGCCCAAGACUGCAGCCUGGACUAAAUCAAACUGAAGGGGGUUUUGGUUUUGGUUUUUUUUCAGUUUGUGUGAAUUAUGCUUAGACAGGUUACAGGUGUCAUCUUCACAUGCUACAAGAUGUCUCCUCCCUGGACAAGCCUUUCAGUGGACCACUAGAUGUGAGAAGACCGGCCUGUUGGCUUCCAGGCCCAGGGCACUCCUUCAUGUCGGGUUUUCAGCAGCCUGGUCACCGUCUGCCUGUGGGGAGUGGGAUGUAGGUAUUUCACACCCAAAGCAGAUUCUCAAUUUGAAAACAACUGGAACAAAUAAAAGUUCAUAUACACAAAGUGGCUCAACAUGAGAAAACCAGCUUUCUUCAGAGAGUGACUGGCUAGAAAAGAGGUAUUGGGGAACGUGAUGUAGGGGGAUAGCUAGUGAAGGACGCUUCCUGUCCUGUGUGUUAAGAGCAAGUCAAUCUGUUUAAAAUGCCUGUCAAUCCAGUAUUUGCUCAGCUGACCUUACAUCCAGGCUGCUGUGGAAUUUCUUUCAAAUCGGAAUGUUACCUGCUGAAUCUGGAGAGGGAUUUGGAGAAGUUUUAAAUAGCAGCUCUGUAUAUUGCCCCCUCCCAACCAACAGGACAGUAGCAGAUUAGCCAAUCCUAAAACCUUCUAAAGAUAACUUCUGAAUGUUUCCCUGGAAUUUUUUUUUAAUGUAUUUUUAGUUUAGAAGUGCUGUAUUCCAUAAGAUGUAAGUCAGUGAGGUUGGAAGAUACCUAAUUUUUUUUUUAACUCAAAAAGCACAAUCAAUCUUUUCUUAGAAAAAGUAUGACUUGCUUUUGGCAUGAUUAUUUUCCUAAAUAAAAGACAAAGAAUUUACUUAUAUUAAUUACGGGCACGAAGCAAGAGGUUUUCUUUUUUUAAAAGUGCAGUUCUGUAAGGCUGUGGUUAGUUAACUGUACCAAGUUAGCGCUAGCAUUCGUGGCUCGUUGGAAGGGUAGUAUUAACUGUAACAUGUAAUGAAUGGUGUACUUUGACCUAGCGCGCUGUCUUCGUGCUUUGGGGGUGGGAGGGGCUCUGCUGGCGCUGUCCGACCUGCUUCCCUGCCGCAUUCACAGUCUGCUUGUGCUGUAACCUUUAUUGUUAGGUGCUACUUAGGGUAGGCUUGAAGUGCUGGGUGGUGAUUUGAGUUCAAACAAUAAAAUAUUGUAUUUUUUCAAUAUUGUAUAAACAAUAGUGUUCUAAUUACCCCCCUAAAAAAAAAAAGUCCAGAUAAUUGCUUUUGACCUUGUCUAGAAAGAGUAGGGAAGGUCUGUGAAGAGUGGUGCAGCACUGCCCAACGGGACCCCACUUUCCUCCCAUGCAAAGCCCUUCACUUGCCCUCUUUCCAGAGCCCCAGCGACACUGGCUGAGGUACUGGCGCCCACAUGAAAAUUGGGCUUAACCCCCAGGUGAAGUGUGGCUGCUGAGUGCAUGUGGUGCAGGUGUUAGCAGCUUUUCUGUUAGCACCUGGAACUCCUGGGCUUGGUGCCCGGGUCACACCCUUCCCUCCUCUUCUGCGCAGGUCUCCUGGGCACUGACCCUGACUCGCCGCUUGUUGGGCUCUUCGGGACUUUUCCCUUUGUAGGUUGAACAGGAUUCUUUUAAACACCAUCUGUCCCUGGCUCCUGGGCAAGGUUGGGAGAGGCUGAACUCCCAGGCUCGGGGGAGCAGAGGCCUGGUUGAGACUCUGGGCCCCUGUGGUCUGCAGCAAGAGGUGAUUGACACCAAGGUCUUUCUGUGCUGUUAGUGUGUCCCUUUUUCACAGGCCUUCUGAGCUCUGGAGAGGCAAACUCAGUCUCAGGUGGCGAUGGGAGGUCAGAGCUGCUGCUGGCGGUUUUCCUGGCCUUAGUGUCCAGCAUUUUUGAAAUACUACCUUGUAGUUUACCAGCACAAGCCCUGCCGUGCUCCCAUUCCAACACCUGAGCUUCAGCUCUUGCCAAACACUGACAAACAAGGUGGCUGCAGCUAGCAUCCCUAGUGGCCUGGAAAAGCUCAUCACUGGGCCCAGUGGGCAGCAGUGGUGUCUUGGCUUCUUUGCAAUCAGUCUUGCCACCCUCCAAGACUGAGGUUGCUCUGCAGUUUGAGCCCGCAUUUUAUACCAGUGAGAGAACAGUCAGAAGUUGCCAUACAAUCUCUCCGUUACUAAAGUUUUUGUCCACUUCAGAAGCUGUUCUGCUUGCCAACCAGCUGACCCGGGGGCCUCAGGAGCCCCCACCCACUGCUCCCUGCAGUCCUCCUUGGUCUUGGCCUAAUGCUUGUUUUUUCCUCGGCCUCCUACUGGAAUGGCUGAGACUCCUGGCAGAGCAGUCCUCCACCAGCCUCCGUGGCUCCGGUUUCCUGACCCUGGAGCUAGUGCUUGGUUUUCAGUGGCAUGUCCCCCCUCACACACACCAUGAAAGCCAUUUAUAAAUGAUAGCAGGGGUUUUACAUCAUCUAUUUCCUAACUGGGUUCACAUCCUUGUUGAGGGAAAUCACGUCAGUUCUGUUUGGGUACAGGAGCUGCAUUUCUUGGGCUUCUGAAUCCAUGUUCCCACUUUCUCGCAGCCCCAGCAGGCCAUGUGGAGCAGUGGUUGAGGUGUGUAGCUUUCUCCUCCUGAGGAAGAGCUCUUCAUUAAGCAAAUACUUGGCUGUGGGUGUGGGAAGAAAUGGCCGUUAUUUGCUGAUUGUAUUUGGUACAUACUAUGUGAUACUUGAAAAGAUCCAAGGGACUUAUCAGCCCUGAAUUGAAAUCUUAAGCCUUUUAUUGCUUACCUUUUCCUUGCCCCAUCUCCCCCCUUCCACCUUUUCCCUUGCAUUGUGAUGAUCUAGUGGGCACGUCUGUCACCAGGACAAAUGCCACCUCUGACUAUAACCUCUUAAUAGUUGUGUAUAAUGAAAACUGUAAACUUUUUUAAAUAAAAUGUAUAUACCUUG